AUGGAGCUCCAAGCCCCGCCACGAACGAAACGACGUCUCGAUCUGGCGAUCAAGAAACAGAUCAUCGAUGCAGCGAUGACGAAAAAGAUUUCCCAAGUUGCAAUGGAAUUCGAUCUUCCACAAUCAACCGUUUCAACGAUUCUCAAAAAUCGUGUCCGCAUCUCGGAAAUUAUUGAUUGUGGAGUGAACACGAAACGAUCGAGAGUCAGCUAUUGUAAACACCCUGAACUCGAGGACGCACUUAGGAAAUGGGUGAAAGAGCGACAAAUGGUGGACGCCCCGCUCAAUGGACCGAUGCUGAGGGAGCAAGCUCUCAAAAUGGCGGAAACGCUUCGAAUUGAUGAUUUUCAGGCGAGCAACGGCUGGCUGAUGAACUUCAAGUCACGACACAGUUUGGCUUUCGUCGGUGAUGAGAAAAAGAGUGGUGAUUCCGCAAAUGAAUAUCUCGAUCAUCGAUUACCGACAAUGAUCACAAAACCUUCGAUUUCCCGCCAAGAAGCCUAUGAAUCUUUCACGAAAUUCCGCGAGUACAUUCAAGAGAAUUCAGCUGAUCCAAAGAUAUUCCAAGCUUGCUUCGAUAUCGAGGAUUUUUUUAUCAACGAGCUAGUGAAAGAAAUUCCUUUAAAAAGUGUAUCCGAUAGUGUU
Mesorhabditis belari is the source of this 645-nucleotide messenger RNA. NCBI's taxonomy places the organism in Eukaryota, Metazoa, Nematoda, Chromadorea, Rhabditida, Rhabditidae. The record is from the annotation of a GenBank genome assembly.